This is a messenger RNA of Chenopodium quinoa (quinoa), 2096 nucleotides long. Its product is annotated as pre-mRNA-splicing factor CWC25 homolog. Gene Ontology annotation, cellular component: U2-type spliceosomal complex. NCBI's taxonomy places the organism in Eukaryota, Viridiplantae, Streptophyta, Magnoliopsida, Caryophyllales, Amaranthaceae. The record is from RefSeq and is a predicted model, not a curated record. The coding region runs from base 351 to 1724 and encodes 457 amino acids. Gene Ontology annotation, biological process: mRNA splicing, via spliceosome. The transcript has 4 exons.
AUAUAUUGGUUUUCACCAAAAAAAUAUAUUAUAUAUUGGUAAAAAAAUUAAGUUAAUGAUGACAUAUGAUGAUAAGAAUAGUGAAAAAAUCCCAACUCUAGCUUAUAAAAAAAAAAAAAAAUGAAGGGAGUACUUUAAGUCGGUUCAUCUCUAAAUUCCAAAAAAAAAAAAACAUAAAAAAAAAUAAAAUUCCUAAUAUUACAUACGUCAAAGUCGGUGUUUGAAUUCCCUCACCACCUUAAACCAAACAUACUCCAAAGUCAAAUAGUCUCUCCCGCAAAAACAACAGCAUCAUAUCAUCAUCUUAGAAAGGUAGAAAGUACGGAAAUCCGAGAUUUGGAGCAGCAACAAUGGCGUUGAAGUUUCUGAACAAGAAAGGAUGGCAUACUGGAAGCCUUCGAAACAUUGAAAACGUUUGGAAAGCCGAGCAAAAACACGAGCAAGAACAACGCAAAUUAGAGGAGCUUCGCAAGCAGAUUCUCGAGGAGAGAGAACGCGAUGAAUUUCGUGUUCUUCAAGAGCAAGCUGGCCUUACCCCGAGGCAGGAAAGAUUGGAAUUUCUGUAUGAUUCUGGAUUAGCUGUUGGAAAACCCACUUCUGAUGGAUUUCAGGGACUUGGAUCUUUGCCUGGUGUUGAUAAUUCGGCUUCAGCAGCAGCAGCACCGGCACCGGCACAAUCAGUGGAAGCGCAACCAACUGUCCCUGGAGCUUUGUUUGAAGAAAAACCACAAUCUGCCAAUGAUGCCUGGAGGAAACUCCAUACUGAUCCACUGCUGAUGAUUCGGCAAAGGGAGCAAGAAGCUCUGGCUCGAAUAAAAAACAAUCCAGUAAAGAUGGCUAUGAUUCGUAAAUCAGUCGAAACAAAGAAGAAACAUGGUGAAUCACAUGAUGAAGAGCGCCAAAAGGUAAAAUCAAAACAUAAAAAACACUCCUCAUCCAAGUAUCACUCCGAAUCUGAAAGUGAUAGUCAUGAAGAGAGAGAAAGGAAAAGGAAGGUGAAGCACAAAAAGAAAGAGCGUCACUCUGACACGGAAAGUGAUAGCAAUGAAGAAAGAGAAAGGAAAAGGAAGAACAAGAAAAAAGAACAUUUACAUUCUGAUGAGGACUCUAAAGACAGAACUAGACAUCAUAGUCGUUCCCACAGAGACUAUGAAAGUGAGAAACAGCAGCGCAGAAGCCCUAGUCGUUCCCACAGAGACUAUGAAAGUGAGAAACAGCAGCGCAGAAGCCCUGGAAAGCAAAGAUCAGAGAGAAAUAGAGAUAACGAGUUUCAGAGAGGAAACGAGAGAUCAAAGCAUUCAGAAUCCCACUCAGACCAUCAUAAAGACAAAUAUGUUCACAACGCAAUAGAUUAUGGUAGAUCACACCAAGAAAGUGAAUCUAAGCAUAUUGCUCUGCCACCUAGGCAGGAUUCAUACAGGCGGCGAGGCAAGGCUCCUCAACUCUCUGAAGAAGAGAGGGCUGCUAGGUUGAGAGAAAUGCAAAUGGAUGCUGAGACACAUGAAGAGCAACGAUGGAAACGACUGAAGAAGGCUGCUGACGAUGAUGCACGUGAAGCUAACCAAGCAGGCAGUUCCCAGGGCAAGUCGUUCCUAACUUCCGUUCAGAAGAGUGUGUACGGUGCUGAGAAAGGGGGGAGCUCAACAAUUGAGGAAAGUGUCCGUCGUCGUUCCCAUUUUCGUCAGGGAAGAGCGUCAGAUGAGAGCAAUGCAUUCCGAAGGUGAUGAAAUGCUGUACUUCAAAGAUUUUCUUCCCUAGGGCAAAUUCAUCUAAGGAAGCUUAAAGUGAAGUAGAUGAAGUUGGUUGCCUGUUGCAUUUCACUACUACUGGUAUUGUCAUUUGUUUUGUACUUGCCGUCAAUUGAGAUUUGUUAGGACCCUGUAAAGUAAGUUGAAAACAAGGAGCUAGAACAUUUAAGUACUUGUUUUAUUUCAAUAGGUGCUUGGCUCUGCGAGACAGAUUUGUAAUUCUUCUUGACUAUAUGUUGACUUCCGCCCAUCCUGCAUAGGAAUUUUAUCAAUCAUGAAUGAGGGUACCUUCUAUUUUGGUUGGUAUAUCAUGAGAAAAGAAAGUUAUUGCGCAUUCUCUUUCCAAGA